AUGUUAAUUCUCAUCUUCCACCAUGAUGAGACGGCGACCAUCCAAACGCUCCAGAUCAAACUGCUUGGGCAAUGUGAAGACGCAGAUAUCAUCAAAAAAGCCGGCCUCCGUGUCACAAGCUGCUCCUGCAAUGCAAUCGCCCCGGUCAACCACUCUAAAUCUGUCCUUCUUUUGCAAGACGCUGCGAUUGGAGAUCAACGGGCUCCCUCGAUGGUUCCUGAUGACACUGAUGAGAUGAAGGCAUUCUGGAAGAUCCACAAAUUGAAGAGCAACGUCGAAACGAAUGUUGACGAGCUUGACGAUUCAAGCGCCGGAAAUAGAGAACAUCCAUUCCUGCAGAUGGUCAAGAACCAAGGCACUGGGCUCGCCCUUUCGAAAAUUUCUGAAGCCUCAUCGAUUCGAGAUGAUCGGGCUCCCUCGAUGGUUCCUGAUGACACUGAUGAGAUGAAGGCAUUCUGGAAGAUCCACAAAUUGAAGAGCAACGUCGAAACGAAUGUUGACGAGCUUGAAGAUUCAAGCGCCGGAAAUAGAGAACAUCCAUUCCUGCAGAUGGUCAAGAACCAAGGCACUGGGCUCGCCCUUUCGACAAUUUCUGAAGCCUCAUCGAUUCGAGAUGAUCGGGCUCCCUCGAUGGUUCCUGAUGACACUGAUGAGAUGAAGGCAUUCUGGAAGAUCCACAAUUUGAAGAGCAACGUCGAAACGAAUGUUGACGAGCUUGACGAUUCAAGCGCCGGAAAUAGAGAACAUCCAUUCCUGCAGAUGGUCAAGAACCAAGGCACUGGGCUCGCCCUUUCGACAAUUUCUGAAGCCUCAUCGAUUCGAGAUGAUCGGGCUCCCUCGAUGGUUCCUGAUGACACUGAUGAGAUGAAGGCAUUCUGGAAGAUCCACAAUUUGAAGAGCAACGUCGAAACGAAUGUUGACGAGCUUGAAGAUUCAAGCGCCGGAAAUAGAGAACAUCCAUUCCUGCAGAUGGUCAAGAACCAAGGCACUGGGCUCGCCCUUUCGACAAUUUCUGAAGCCUCAUCGAUUCGAGAUGAUCGGGCUCCCUCGAUGGUUCCUGAUGACACUGAUGAGAUGAAGGCAUUCUGGAAGAUCCACAAAUUGAAGAGCAACGUCGAAACGAAUGUUGACGAGCUUGACGAUUCAAGCGCCGGAAAUAGAGAACAUCCAUUCCUGCAGAUGGUCAAGAACCAAGGCACUGGGCUCGCCCUUUCGACAAUUUCUGAAGCCUCAUCGAUUCGAGAUGAUCGGGCUCCCUCGAUGGUUCCUGAUGACACUGAUGAGAUGAAGGCAUUCUGGAAGAUCCACAAUUUGAAGAGCAACGUCGAAACGAAUGUUGACGAGCUUGAAGAUUCAAGCACCGGAAAUAGAGAACAUCCAUUCCUGCAGAUGGUCAAGAACCAAGGCACUGGGCUCGCCCUUUCGACAAUUUCUGAAGCCUCAUCGAUUCGAGAUGAUCGGGCUCCCUCGAUGGUUCCUGAUGACACUGAUGAGAUGAAGGCAUUCUGGAAGAUCCACAAAUUGAAGAGCAACGUCGAAACGAAUGUUGACGAGCUUGACGAUUCAAGCGCCGGAAAUAGAGAACAUCCAUUCCUGCAGAUGGUCAAGAACCAAGGCACUGGGCUCGCCCUUUCGACAAUUUCUGAAGCCUCAUCGAUUCGAGAUGAUCGGGCUCCCUCGAUGGUUCCUGAUGACACUGAUGAGAUGAAGGCAUUCUGGAAGAUACACAAAUUGAAGAGCAACGUCGAAACGAAUGUUGACGAGCUUGACGAUUCAAGCGCCGGAAAUAGAGAACAUCCAUUCCUGCAGAUGGUCAAGAACCAAGGCACUGGGCUCGCCCUUUCGACAAUUUCUGAAGCCUCAUCGAUUCGAGAUGAUCGGGCUCCCUCGAUGGUUCCUGAUGACACUGAUGAGAUGAAGGCAUUCUGGAAGAUCCACAAAUUGAAGAGCAACGUCGAAACGAAUGUUGACGAGCUUGACGAUUCAAGCGCCGGAAAUAGAGAACAUCCAUUCCUGCAGAUGGUCAAGAACCAAGGCACUGGGCUCGCCCUUUCGACAAUUUCUGAAGCCUCAUCGAUUCGAGAUGAUCGGGCUCCCUCGAUGGUUCCUGAUGACACUGAUGAGAUGAAGGCAUUCUGGAAGAUCCACAAAUUGAAGAGCAACGUCGAAACGAAUGUUGACGAGCUUGACGAUUCAAGCGCCGGAAAUAGAGAACAUCCAUUCCUGCAGAUGGUCAAGAACCAAGGCACUGGGCUCGCCCUUUCGACAAUUUCUGAAGCCUCAUCGAUUCGAGAUGAUCGGGCUCCCUCGAUGGUUCCUGAUGACACUGAUGAGAUGAAGGCAUUCUGGAAGAUCCACAAUUUGAAGAGCAACGUCGCAACGAAUGUUGACGAGCUUGACGAUUCAAGCGCCGGAAAUAGAGAACAUCCAGGCAUGCCACGU
Molecule: messenger RNA, 2442 nt
Organism: Mesorhabditis spiculigera
Lineage: Eukaryota; Metazoa; Nematoda; Chromadorea; Rhabditida; Rhabditidae
Source: the annotation of a GenBank genome assembly